Messenger RNA from Chanos chanos (milkfish), 2474 nucleotides. RefSeq names its product adducin 3 (gamma) a (gene add3a). The record is from RefSeq and is a predicted model, not a curated record. NCBI's taxonomy places the organism in Eukaryota, Metazoa, Chordata, Actinopteri, Gonorynchiformes, Chanidae. Gene Ontology annotation, biological process: barbed-end actin filament capping. Gene Ontology annotation, cellular component: cytoskeleton; plasma membrane; postsynaptic density. The transcript is spliced from 16 exons. Gene Ontology annotation, molecular function: actin filament binding. Bases 363 to 2411 code for a protein of 682 amino acids.
CACACUCGCAAAGUCUCACAUAAACACACACACACACACUCCCACACGCACAUACACAGCUGUUGAAAUCUCUUGCGCGGUUUGAGAAACCCAGGGCAGAACGUGUCGCUGUGGAAACUUGAAGGACCGAAACUGCAGUCUAUCCCGGUUUUUUCAGCGCCAAAUAGGAUGUAUUGGAAAAGCAACUGAACCGACCGGUUUCGGGGGCUUCCUCUGUUUUGCCUCUGAGAUUAAUUUGGGAUUCUUGGUUAAAGAAAGAACAACAAUGUGUAUUUAUUGGGGAUUUUCACUGUCAGGUUUAUGAAAUUGCUGCCAUCGAGGAGUUCACAGGUGAAGAGUAGAGCCAGCAGACAGGAGUAGUGAUGAGCGGAGACAUUCGUCAGGAGGUGGUGACCACCCCUCCCCCCUCUGGAACGGGCCAGAAGGAGCGCUACUUUGACCGCAUCGACGAGAACGACCCGGAAUACCGGCGGAUCCGAAACAUGUCCCCAGACCUGCGGCAGGACUUUAACAUGAUGGAACAGAAAAAGAGGGUCACGCAGAUCCUGCAGAGUCCGGCGUUCAGGGACGAGUUGGAAGGCUUGAUCCAGGAGCAGAUGAACAAGGGGAAUGACCCAUCCGGACUGCUCGCUCUGAGACAGAUCGCAGACUUCUUCAUGGCCAGCUCAGUGGCCGGCUUCUCCCCCUCCUCCCUCAGUCUGGGUAUGGUCACUCCCAUUAACGACAUGUACGGGGUGGAGUCCACCAAUCUGGUGAAAGGCGAGAAACAGACGCGUUGCAAACUGGCCAGCGUCUACAGACUGGUGGACCUGUUCAGCUGGGCUCACUACUCCACCAACUACAUCACUGUGCGAGUCAGUAAAGAGCAAGACCACAUUCUCAUUAUGCCCAAAGGACUGUCCUUCGCCGAAGCCUCUGCGUCCAACCUGGUGAAGGUGAACAUUAUUGGUGACGUGGUGGACCAGGGCUCCACUAACCUGGCCAUCGACCGUGUCGGCUUCAGCCCCCAUGCCGCCAUCUACUCCAUCAGACCCGACGUUCGCUGCAUCAUUCACGUCCGCACUCCCGCAGUCGCUGCUGUGUCUUCCAUGAAAUGUGGCAUCCUUCCCAUUUCCCAGGAGGCUCUGAUACUGGGAGACGUCGCCUACUAUAAUUACCAGGGCUGUCUUGAUGAUCCAGACGAGCGGAUUGAGCUCCAGAAGGCCUUGGGCCCGUCUGCCAAGUUGCUGGUUUUGAGGAACCACGGUGUGGUGGCAUUAGGAGAAACUAUUGAGGAGGCCUUUGACUACGUUUACAGUGCUCAGUUUGCGUGUGAAAUCCAGGUAAAAGCCUUUUCUUGUGCAGGCGGCGUUGAUAACCUGAUCGUGUUGGAUUUUGAGAAGUUUAAGGAACGGACCAACGGUGUUGCCGUGGAGGGCGUCAGUAUGGGCGUGGCACAGAAGUUCAAACAGGGAGAGCUGCAGUUUGAGGCCCUUAUGAGGAUGCUGGAUAAUCUGGGCUACAGGACAGGCUACGCCUACCGUCAUCCCAUCAUCCGUGAGAAACCACGUCACAAGAGCGAAGUCGAGAUCCCGGCCACCGUGACGGCAUUCACGUUCGACGAGGAUGAGGUAGCCCACCGUUUCCCGUUUAAGUUCCUGCAACAGCGACAGCAGAGAGAGAAAACUCGCUGGCUCAACUCGCCCAACAGUUAUACAAAGGUCAAAGAGAGUGGGGCCGCAGAAGACAACUUCCCACGCACUAAGACAACGUGGAUGAAAUCAGAAGAUGCCAGUAACAGUAGUGGCACGCCCAUUCGCAUCGAAGACCCCAAUCAGUUUGUCCCGCUCAACACCAACCCCAGUGAGGUGAUGGCAAGGAGAAAUAAGAUCAGAGAACAGAACCGCUUUGACCUAACGACGGCCGGGCCACAGUCUCAUCUCCUGGCCGGGAUCGUGGUGGAGAGACAGCCCCCGUACACAGGGACAGAUGAGGAGCAGACGGGCCCACUGCCACCCAACCCUUUCACAGAGCUGGCUGAGAGAGAGGAAAACAAGAACAAGAUGGAGCACCAUCACCUUGGCUUGGACGAUGGCGAUCAGGAGCAACUAACCUCCGACGACGGUUCCACACUCUCACAGUCUCUGUCACAAACUCAGUCUCCACAAAUAACCCCAGCUAAAGAAGGGAACCACACGGCGGUGCUGCUCAACGGUAAAGACGAGCAUGAGGAGGAGGAGCUGAGCAAACGCGUGAGUCAGCUGACCACCAGCGUGGAGAGCGUGGAGAUCACGGUCAAGGCCGGGGAGAAGAUCGAGGAGGCGCUGUCCACCGAGAGCUCCCCCUCCAAAUCUCCCAACAAGAAGAAGAAGAAGUUCCGAACCCCGUCCUUCCUAAAGAAGAAUAAAAAGAAAGAGAAGGCGGAGGCCUAGGGCGGAACAGGUCACGGCCGCUCUGACUGUCUGUCUGUUUUGUCCGUUUUUUUUUUUGGUCCU